Molecule: messenger RNA, 945 nt
Organism: Helicoverpa zea (corn earworm)
Lineage: Eukaryota; Metazoa; Arthropoda; Insecta; Lepidoptera; Noctuidae
Product: facilitated trehalose transporter Tret1-like
Exons: 4
Coding region: 1-945 (314 amino acids)
Biological process (GO): transmembrane transport
Cellular component (GO): membrane
Molecular function (GO): transmembrane transporter activity
Source: RefSeq, a predicted model, not a curated record
AUGUGUGGUGGAGAUCUUUAUUUCUGGAGACAGGCCUUUAUCCUGACCACUGGUUUGUUCUACUCUGCCAGCGUGGGCAUCAUGCUGGCCUACCCUUCAGUUUUAUCUCCUGCUCUGAUCUCUUCCAAUGGCGCUGAUAUAAAGGCAUCUUCUGAACAAGCUUCCUGGAUUGCUGCAAGUAACGGGUUUGCAGGCAUGUGUGGAUUCUUCAUAUUGUCACCAAUACUACAAACGUUCGGCAGAAAGGUCGUGCAUAUCAGCUGUAAUCUCUUACUCCUCAUUGGCUGGAUGAUCUUCCCGUUAGCCAAUAGCAUUCCACUCCUCUAUGCUGCGAGAAUUGUCCAAGGCCUCGCUAUUGGUGGAAUUUACAUCAACAGCAUGAUCAUCUGCGAAUACGUUGACUCCAAAAGGAGAGGAUACUUCCUGACAUUGAAGAAGGUUGCUAUAGCCGUGGGAACUCUGAUCUGUCAUUCCAUGUCCUUGUAUUGGAAUUGGCGUCAAAUAGCUACUUUCGCCAUAUUACCACCUACUGUUGCUGUUAUCUUGACAUUUUUUUGGCCAGAAAGCCCAUCGUUCCUAGCAAUGAAAGGCCGUUUCGAGGAAUGUGAAGAAUCAUUCAUAUGGCUAAAUGGUCGAUCAAACUUAAAGGAACUUCAUCAUUUGCAGUUAACGCAAAUGGAAACAGUAAAAAACGGGCACUCGGAGAAACAUUACAAAUUCUUAUUCAGAAAGGAGUUUAUAAAACCUUUGUUAACUCCUCUUUUGAUUGAUUCUAUUGGUGUUGGGGGUACUUAUGGUGUUUAUGGGAUCAGUGUCUGUGGCUGUCUGGUUUUAUUGUACUUUGUUGUACCAGAAACUAAAGAUAAAACUUUACAACAGAUAGAAGAUGGAAUCAAAGGUGUUAAAAGAGCUAAGUGUGAAUUUGAAACGGACGCUUUAUUGUAG